GAAUUAACCUGAAAGAUGAAUUUUGCUGUUUUAUCGUUUGCUGUGCUGUUUUGCGGCUCGACUUUGGCACACGAUGGUGGUAAUAUUACUGAAAGGGAACGAUCUACUGAAGCACUGUCAUGCUUUCCGGUACAUGAUCUCCUGAUACAGUUCGGUGCCUUGACAGAAAAAGUCAAGGCUAUGGAAACCAGGAUGCAGGAAAGUGAAAAACAGAUUUUGGAACUGACGAAAAAAGGUGCAGUGAAAUAUAAAAAUUGUAUUGAAGAAUUCAUUGAGCAUUUUGACCAUUUUGACCAGAAUGUUUUGUUUUACACAGAAAAGCCUGAGGUGAUAUUCAGUGCAGUAGCAGGAAGAGGCAAUACAGACUUUGGACCCUUCAACACAGACAUAACAUUAAUCUUCAGAAGAGUUAUCACAAACGUUGGUAACGCCUACAGUCAGUCCACAGGUGUCUUCGUUGCACCUGUUGCAGGUGUUUAUUACUUCACCAUCUUCUUCCAUGCUGGAGGAGAACACGCGGGAAUGCUGUUACUGUUCAAGAACCAAGAGCUAAUGGUCAUGACGCAUGAUCACAAGACAAAGCAUGAUAAUGGAGGAAAUGAUCCAGCAGACAAUGGAGGAAACGCAGUGUUCCUGCAGCUGCAGCGAGGAGACCAAGUGUAUGUGCGCAUGCCUGCAAACUCGUACGUCUGGGGAUCUGACUUCCAUACGACGUUCAGUGGCUUUUUGGUUACUGAAAUGUGAGAUAUAUUGUGUAUCUACACAUUCUGAACUUUAGUCUGUGGGUAUCUCAAACACAAGUGGACCAGACGUUCAAUGAGAAUUCCUAUGAUGAUAUUCAUCUCACUGAUUAUGAAAUCUGUAGUUCUGAUUUUCUGUGACAUUUCCCAUCUGCUACAGCCAUCAAUCCUGAAUUUCAGCUUGUACGCACCGUGAAAUAACACAUUUGUUCAAUGUGCAAGAAACUUAAACUUAAAGGGAUAAGAAACAUAUGACAAAUUAGAGGUAAGAACAGGUGUAAUGAUGUAUUGGUGUGAUUUCAUUUGUUGAUACGUGUGCUAUAGUGCAAUAAAAAGAUUUGUCUGAACAUAAAA
Molecule: messenger RNA, 1094 nt
Organism: Scatophagus argus
Lineage: Eukaryota; Metazoa; Chordata; Actinopteri; Scatophagidae
Product: cerebellin-1-like
Exons: 2
Coding region: 16-744 (242 amino acids)
Molecular function (GO): protein binding
Source: RefSeq, a predicted model, not a curated record